GUACUUAUCUCAGCAGGAUGGUACCGGGCAUCAUGGCGUUGAACUAUGGUUGUCAAGAACUGUGCCAUUUGCAUGGAAAGGUUGCAAUUUCCUGUGCCUACCUGCUUGGCAAUGCUAUGGGAUCCAGGUCCAACGAGACUUACGACCGCUUCAGUCUUCCCCGCCCUGAGGUUGGGCAGGAGUACUGCCUGCAGGCACUCAUCGAGUGUAGUAGUGGCAGCAAAGCGGAGGUUCUCGAUAAGCUUGGAAGGGGAAGGGGCCUGGAGGAGGACUGA
This is a messenger RNA of Symbiodinium sp. CCMP2456, 275 nucleotides long. NCBI's taxonomy places the organism in Eukaryota, Dinophyceae, Suessiales, Symbiodiniaceae. The record is from the annotation of a GenBank genome assembly.